UGUUGCUGCUUCAGUUAUUUGAAAUACGCGAGCGUGUAAAGUGCUCGAAAUACAGCUAACGGAGUAGAAAAGUACAAUCGCCCAAUAAUAGCUUAAGUGUAGUGCUCGCACUGUUUGAACACAUCCACUUACCUAAUUAACAAACGUUUAAUAAGUUAGAAAAAAAAUUAAGAAAACAAUGGCCAACGCGUUCUACGGUAAAUUGGUGAUCGCUGCGCUGCUUUGUGUGGGCUUUGCGAUGCUGAUCAACGCUCAGGAUAAACCCGUCACAGAUAUUUGUUUGGGCUGUAUUUGUGAAGCGAUUAGCGGCUGCAAUCGUACAGCCACUUGUACGGGCGGUGUUUGUGGACUCUUUCGCAUUACCUGGCCCUACUGGGCUGAUGGCGGCAAGUUGACAUUGAACGGCGAAUCACCGGAAUCAGAGACAGCCUAUUCCAACUGUGUCAGCGAUCCCUACUGCGCUGCCAAUACCAUACAAAAUUACAUGGUCAAAUAUGCACAGGAUUGCAAUGGUGACGGCCAAGUCGAUUGCUAUGAUUAUGCGGCCAUACACAAGUUGGGCGGUUUCGGAUGCAAGGGCGAAUUGGCUUAUAAUUAUCAGAAUACACUCGCGAGCUGCCUGAACCUGUUUCAGGGUUAAGUUCGCAAAACGAACAAAAAAAACAAAAGGAUGCAGGAGCAAGAAGCAGUUUAAGUGAUACGCAGCAAGCCAUACAUUUUUGCUUGUUUUGGUAUACCAUUAUUUUUAUUUUCAUUCCACGAGAAAAUGUGAAUUUUAUUAUUUUUAAACUAAUAUUACAAAAUAAAAUGAUAAAUAAAUUUAUUUCGAUAUAAUUAAAA
Molecule: messenger RNA, 840 nt
Organism: Anastrepha obliqua
Lineage: Eukaryota; Metazoa; Arthropoda; Insecta; Diptera; Tephritidae
Product: invertebrate-type lysozyme 3-like
Exons: 3
Coding region: 179-640 (153 amino acids)
Molecular function (GO): lysozyme activity
Source: RefSeq, a predicted model, not a curated record